AUGAAUAGCUUUCAAUUAUUAAUUCUUUGCACUGUUUUACCGGCUAUCUCUAUGGCUAUUGGCUUCUCACAGUCUGUACAAGUGGUUGGAAAGCUCAUGUGUCAUGAUGAACCAGCUAAGAAUGUGAAACUGAAGUUGUACGAGAAAGGAGUUGUAUUUGACUCAUUCAUGGCUGAGGAUAAAACAGACAGUAACGGAGAGUUCAAGCUAUCAGGAACAGAAACAGAAAUCAGCUCAAUAGAUCCCCAAGUAAACAUCUAUCAUGACUGUGACGAUGGAUGGACUCCAUGUCAACGAAGGAUUAGCUUCAAGAUUCCCGACAUGUACAUUACUAAAGGAACAGUAGCUAAUAAGCCAUUUAAUCUCGGAGUCAUGCAGUUGGCUGGCAAAUACAAAGGAGAAACCAGAGAUUGUAUUCAUCGUCAUUGA
This is a messenger RNA of Auanema sp. JU1783, 429 nucleotides long. The record is from the annotation of a GenBank genome assembly. Lineage: Eukaryota; Metazoa; Nematoda; Chromadorea; Rhabditida; Rhabditidae.